Messenger RNA from Apodemus sylvaticus (European woodmouse), 1910 nucleotides. RefSeq names its product glypican 2 (gene Gpc2). The record is from RefSeq and is a predicted model, not a curated record. The transcript is spliced from 10 exons. Gene Ontology annotation, cellular component: cell surface; synapse; extracellular region. NCBI's taxonomy places the organism in Eukaryota, Metazoa, Chordata, Mammalia, Rodentia, Muridae. Bases 1 to 1740 code for a protein of 579 amino acids. Gene Ontology annotation, biological process: regulation of protein localization to membrane; regulation of signal transduction; cell migration.
AUGUCCGCGCUGCGACCCCUCCUGCUUUUGCUGCUCCCUCUGUGUCCUGGUCUAGGACCGCGACAUGGGAGCCAGGCAAAGGUCGUCCGGAGUUGUGCAGAGACUCGGCAGGUGCUGGGGACCCGGGGAUAUAGCUUAAACCUCAUCCCUCCCUCCCUCAUCUCAGGUGAGCACCUUCAAAUCUGUCCUCAGGAGUACACCUGCUGUUCCAGCGAGACAGAGCAAAAGUUGAUCCGGGAUGCUGAGGUCACAUUCCGUGGCCUGGUGGAGGACAGUGGCUCCUUCCUGAUUCACACGCUGGCCGCCCGCCAUAGAAAGUUUAACGAGUUUUUUCGGGAGAUGCUGUCUAUAUCCCAGCAUUCUUUGGCCCAGCUCUUCUCGCAUUCCUAUGGUCGCCUGUAUUCCCAGCACGCCGUCAUCUUCAACAGCCUGUUCUCCGGCCUGCGGGACUACUAUGAGAAGUCUGGCGAGGGCUUAGAUGACACCUUGGCGGAUUUCUGGGCGCAGCUCCUGGAGAGAGCCUUCCCUUUGCUGCACCCACAAUACAGUUUCCCUCCUGACUUCCUGCUCUGCCUUACUCGGCUCACCUCAACUGCCGAUGGCUCUCUGCAGCCCUUCGGGGACUCGCCCCGGCGCCUCCGCCUACAGAUAACCAGGGCACUGGUGGCAGCCCGAGCCUUGGUCCAGGGUCUGGAGACUGGAAGAAAUGUAGUCAGCGAAGCACUUAAGGUACCGGUCUUGGAAGGCUGCAGACAGGCCCUGAUGCGCCUGAUUGGCUGCCCACUUUGUCGGGGAGUACCUUCCCUCAUGCCCUGCCGGGGCUUCUGCCUCAAUGUAGCCCAUGGCUGCCUCAGCAGCAGGGGACUGGAGCCUGAAUGGGGCGGAUAUCUGGAUGGUCUCCUGCUGCUGGCUGAGAAACUCCAGGGACCCUUCUCCUUUGAGCUGGCUGCUGAGUCCAUUGGGGUGAAGAUCUCAGAAGGUUUGAUGCACUUGCAGGAAAACAGUGUAAAGGUGUCAGCCAAGGUGUUUCAGGAAUGUGGGACCCCCCAUUCGGUGCAGUCCCGGAACCGGCGAGCACCAGCGCCCCGAGAAGAAGCUAGCCGGUCGUGGAGGGCAUCCGCCGAGGAAGAACGGCCCACAACAGCGGCGGGCACUAAUCUGCACCGGCUGGUUUGGGAGCUCCGGGAGAGACUUAGCCGAGUGCGGGGCUUCUGGGCUGGACUGCCUGUGACGGUGUGUGGGGACUCCCGCAUGGCGGCAGAUGUGUCACAGGAGGCGGCGCCCUGCUGGACUGGAGUUGGGAGAGGCCGGUACAUGUCGCCCGUGGUCGUGGGCUCCUUGAACGAGCAGCUCCACAACCCGGAGUUGGAUACCGCGAGUCCCGAUGUCCCGACGCGGCGGCGGAGGCUACAUCUCCGCGCGGCUACUGCUCGGAUGAAGGCGGCGGCGCUGGGGCAGGACCUUGACAUGCACGACGCGGAUGAAGACGGCAGCGGCUCCGGAGGGGGACAGCAGUAUGCAGACGACUGGAAAGCCGGGGCAGCGCCUGUGGUUCCCCCAGCCAGGCCUCCAAGGCCACCUCGUCCCCCUCGAAGGGACGGUCUCGGAGUGAGAGGAGGAAGUGGCAGCGCCAGAUACAACCAGGGCCGAGGCAGGAAUCUGGGGUCGUCUGUUGUCCUCCACACCCCACACGUUCUCCUCCUCCUGCCCUCAGCCCUGACCCUACUUGGACUUCGAUAACGAGGGAGGGGCGCCCUAGCGUCAGAAGGCUUAGUGGCCCUUUCCUCCCACCUCCCUCAGCCGGACAUGAGGAGAAGUGGAAGGGGCCACAAAGAGAGCAGAAAGGGACUUUGUGGGUGAAUGGCUGGGGCCCCAAAUCCAGGCGUUUCCAAUUAGUGGGGUGGGCGGUA